This is a messenger RNA of Anopheles nili, 1382 nucleotides long. RefSeq names its product NADH dehydrogenase [ubiquinone] 1 alpha subcomplex subunit 10, mitochondrial (gene ND-42). The coding region runs from base 32 to 1297 and encodes 421 amino acids. The record is from RefSeq and is a predicted model, not a curated record. Lineage: Eukaryota; Metazoa; Arthropoda; Insecta; Diptera; Culicidae. Gene Ontology annotation, cellular component: cytoplasm. The transcript has 2 exons. Gene Ontology annotation, biological process: mitochondrial electron transport, NADH to ubiquinone.
GGGUGGCAAAGUGUUUUGAUUGUGUGAUCUUAUGGUUUUUUUUUCUUUCUUUCUUUCCCACCUCUUAAAUCGCAAAAAUCUAGUGUCCCUGCUAAACAUGUCGGGUGUGUUCCGCAUCGGAGUUCGCCUGGCGAAGGGCGCACCGGCUGCCGUAAACCCCGCCCGGUCAUUCCUGAUCGCCUCGCGUAACAUCUCCGGCAAAACGUUGCGCGGAUCGAAGCUAAGCAAACCGAAACCGUUCCCGUACCUCGAGAAGGAGUACUCCGCCUGGAAUGCUUGCUGGGAUGUGCUGCGAAAGAACACCACCAGCCGGUUUGACGAAAACACGAAGGUUGUCGUCGUUGAUGGACCAAUCGCAUCGGGAAAGUCUGCGUUCGCGAAGGAACUCGCCACGGAGCUGGAAAUGAAGUACUUCCCCGAAGCGACGGUGGACAAUUACUACAUCAACCCGUACGGUUACGAUAUGCGCCAGCUCGAUCCUCAACUGCCGCCCAACAUGCAGAGCUUUGAUGUGGCCAAAUUCCACCAAAACCCGAACCACCGCAAUGUGGCCACUUUCCAGAUGCGCACGCUGGUCGAGCGGUACUCGCAGUAUGUGGACGCACUGGCGCAUCUGUUCAGCACCGGCGAAGGCGUUGUACUCGAUCGCUGCGUCUACUCGGACUUCGUGUUCAUGGAAGCGAUGUUCCGUAGCGGGUACAUCUCGAAGGGUGCCCGGUCGGUGUACUACGACGUGGUGAAGAACACGUUCUGCGAUCUGAUAAAGCCGCAUCUGGUCAUCUACCUGGACGUGCCGGUGAACGUGGUGAAGGAUCGUCUGAAGAAGCGCGCUAACCCGGCGGAGGUCGGCUCGAAGGCCCUGACGGACAAGUAUCUGACCGACAUCGAGACGAUCUACAAGCAGCAAUACCUGAAGGACAUCAGCACGCACGCUGAGUUGCUGAUCUACGAUUGGUCCGAUUACGGUGAGACCGAGGUGGUCGUCGAGGAUAUCGAGCGUAUCGAUUUCGACCGAUUUGAUAAGGACGACCCGAAGAUGCGCGACUGGGUGAUGGAGAACGAGGAAGACUGGACCGAGGCGCGCUGCCGGUACAUGAACAAACCGGACCUGUUGAAUUCGUUCAACGUGCCGCGGUUUGACGUGCCCGAGCUGACGGUGUCUCCGGAUGACUUCAAGGCGUGGUACGACGUUUGGUUCUCGGCUCCGGGUAUGCAGUACCGCAAGGGCUACAACUCCGAGUGCGGCGACAAUGGCAUCCUCACCAAGAUGAAGCUGGAUUUCCGCAAUUCCCUGUAAAAUAGCAAACGUCCUUCUUUGGGGAAGGGAUACCUUCUCUUCCAGGGGAGCAGGCAGUGUAAUAAAAUAAACCGUUAAUUUAAUC